Spinacia oleracea (spinach) is the source of this 1003-nucleotide messenger RNA. RefSeq lists its product as uncharacterized. NCBI's taxonomy places the organism in Eukaryota, Viridiplantae, Streptophyta, Magnoliopsida, Caryophyllales, Amaranthaceae. The transcript has 5 exons. Bases 514 to 900 code for a protein of 128 amino acids. The record is from RefSeq and is a predicted model, not a curated record.
UCUAUCAUCGUGCUUGUUUAGAUUUAACAACUGCAUUAAGGCUUCUAUUUUGCUGUUGGCACCAGCAUUUGCAAGGCUUAUUUUGCGACUUAAUCUUCAGCCUCCUAAAUUUGUUACUGGUAAUUAUUAUUUUGAGUUGGUCUUAUGAAGUAUUACAUUUACAUUUACUCUCUUUCGCCUAGUUACAAUCAGAUCUGUCUGUUCUUUUAGAUUUUGAGUUAGCGCUCCCUAGUCAAAUCCUAUUCUGUUAUGGUUCCAGCUAGCCUCUUGCUUGUAGCCUUGUAGGGGAUAAGAAAAGGUAGAGUUCCCCAAAAACCAUUCGCAAAAUAAUCGAUUUCUUUUCCUGGAAGUCUACGAUUACUCAUUGGCACCAACUUUGCGUCUGCUGGUUCGGGUUACGCCGAGAGAACAGCCAGCUUAUAUAGGGCGGUAUCUCUUACGCAACAGUUGGGAUACUACAAGGAGUACCAGAGUAAGGUGACAAAAUUGGUGGGGAUUGAGAAAGCAAAAGGGAUGUUCUCAGCUGGAAUUCAUCUUCUCGGUGCUGGAAAUAGUGAUUAUCUUCAGAAUUACAACAUCAAUACUUAUAUCUACAGACAGUAUACACCUGAUCAGUUUGCUGAUCUUCUUAUGACCUCCUUCUCUAACUUUGUCCAGUUCUUUAAGCGCUCGGUGGAUCAGUAUGAGAGUGACUUGCAGUUUGUGGUCCAAUCUCUUUUACUUUCUAUGGAUGUAAACGAGCUUCAGCUUGUUAAAUCUGGUCUAUGCUAUGGAAAUUGUAUUCGUUAUGCUUUGGUGAAGCUUCUCAGAUCGUCGGGCUACAAUGCUGCAGUAUGUGCUUCAAAAUGGCAAGGUUGUAACAAGGUGCCUGGAGGUGCAUCCAGAGAAGUACCUGGAUAGUCUUCAAAGCAGCUCGACUGUUGCUCAAAUUGUGGAGGUAUAUCAGAAAUCGUAGAAACUAGUCACACUAUUUGGAUUAUAUUUAGGAGUUAGAGCCUUAUGA